Molecule: messenger RNA, 522 nt
Organism: Trichosporon asahii var. asahii CBS 2479
Lineage: Eukaryota; Fungi; Basidiomycota; Tremellomycetes; Trichosporonales; Trichosporonaceae
Exons: 2
Coding region: 1-522 (173 amino acids)
Source: RefSeq, a predicted model, not a curated record
AUGGGCUCCCUCGCUCCAUUCACCCUCAAGGGCUUCUACCUCCUCACGUGGGGCAACGCUCUCGGCUCCAACGUCUGGAACACCAUCUCCGGCUUCAAGGCCUACUCCUCCGUCCCCAAGGAGACCUUCUCCCUCCUCUCGUCGGUUCAGCAGCCCCUCUACCUCCAGACCCAGGUCACCCUCACCACCCUCCUCCUCGGCACCCACCUGAACUUCCACCGCUCGCUCCUCCACACCCACAAGUGGUGGCAGCACGAGGAGGGUGUCCAGGCCCUCCUCGUCCUCGGCGCCUGGGCCCCGACCCUCAUCAACGCGCUCAUUGUCGGCCCCGCCUGCGCCCGUGCCGCCAUUGACCGCGCCGGCCUCGAGAAGGUCGAGGGCAAGGACGCCUCGUCGCCUGCCGCGUCUACCGAGCUCCAGAACGCCAACACCCGCUUCCAGCUCUACCACGGCAUCUCGUCGGCCCUCAACGCCGUCUCCCUGAUCGCCCUGACCACCCUCGGCCUCGCUAUCUCGGCUUAA